GGCCAGUCGCCGCCGCCGCCGCUGCAGAGUCUCGGCCGCACCAGGCGCCGCGCCCAGGGCUCGCCGGGACCAUGGCCACGGACGAGCUGGCCAGCAAGCUGGGCCGCCGGCUGCAGCUCGAGGAGGAGGGCGGCGGGCCCGAGGGGCAGAACGGGGAGGCGGCGGAGCCCGAGCCCGACGGCCCGGAGCCCCUGGGCGGCGGCGCGGAUGGCGAGCUGAGCGCCAAGCUGCAGCGGCGCACGGAGCUCAACCAGGGCGGCGGGGAGCUCUCGCCGGGCGGCGGCCGCAAGGUCUUUAACCCCUACACCGAGUUCCGCGAGUUCUCCCGCCGGCAGAUCCGCGACAUGGAGCGUCUCUUCCGGCAGUAUGACGCGGGGAAAGAUGGCUUCAUUGACCUGAUGGAAUUGAAGCUAAUGAUGGAAAAACUAGGAGCAUCACAAACGCACCUUGGGCUGAAAAAUAUGAUCAAAGAAGUAGACGAAGAUUUUGACGGCAAACUUAGCUUCCGGGAGUUUCUCCUGAUUUUCCGCAAAGCCGCGGCGGGCGAAUUGCAGGAAGACAGCGGGCUUCACGCCUUAGCACGGCUCUCGGAGAUCGACGUCUCCACGGAGGGCGUGAAAGGGGCCAAAAGCUUCUUCGAGGCCAAAGUCCAAGCUAUUAACGAGGCCAGCCGCUUCGAAGAGGAGAUCAAAGCUGAGCAGGAGGAGAAGAAAAAGCAGGCGGAGGAGAUGAAACAGAGGAAAGCCGCUUUUAAGGAACUACAGUCCGCCUUCAAGCAAUGAUCAGAGGGUGGGCGGGGGGCGGGCGGCAGCCCUGGAAAGGACUUCCACGGUACAGAGUGCCAAGGAGGUGCUGAGCAAACCGCUGGCUGGGAAACGUCCGGAAUGAUUUGUGUAAGUGAUGGUUGAAUGGACCAAUUUCUAAAGAACAUUUUUGCCUGUGAAUCCAGAUUUGUUGGGCCACCUUCAGGGACGGUUUUGUUUAUCAUCCUGUUUGCUUGCCCUGUAAGUAGGGCAAGUGAAGACUUGGUGAGCCGUUUCCCGUUGGUCUGUUAGCUGUUCUGUGAUGAUGUGCGUCUGCAGGUGUAACUCUGCUUUAAAAAAAACAAAAAAACCGAAAAAAACCUUUCCAUGUGCUCUGAACUCCUGUGUGUUCUCUAGCUGUGAACCAUUUUGUAAACCAAACCGUAUGAUAAGCACUGUGGCUGUGCCCCCGGCACUGAAUGUACUGGACUCUGGAUUAGCAUUUCCUGCUCGUGCAGAAGUGUCUCAGGUGGCUGUGAGUGCGCGUAGUCUUCUGGAAACAUUCUCCACUUAAUGCUUUAAAUCAGUCCCUUUAAAGGCCCGUAGCUGAAACUGUUCCAAGAAUCAUCUGUGGGAAAGCCCACGUUAAGGCAGCAUGGGUCAGUCAACUGAACGUGGGGUGAGGAGCUGGGGACGCUGAGUUCUAAUCCUGGCACUGAUUCACUGUGUGGCCUUGGAUGUGUUGUUUAAAACAUUUUGUGCCCAUACAAUGAGGACAAGGCCACCUCCCUUCACCGGGGGUGGGGAUGAGAAGGUGGAUUUUGAGCAGGGCCGGCCUGCCUCUCUGUGAGAUGCUAAGCACCAGAGACUGGUCCUAAAUGGUUACACCAUUUUUUACAAUCUGGACAGUUCCCUGAGCUGCCUUUGAUGGCAGUGGGAGUUAAGGACUCACAGCACCUCCGGGAGUCGCUUGGCAUAUUGCUGACUUGAGACCCAAGCUCUGCCUCUCUCUGCAUUCCCGCUUGAUAAACGCUUAAUACCGAGGUGUUGAGGGAAAAACCACAGCCUAGUUCUGGAAGAUGCAGCUAGCACUGACAUAAUCCUGUGUGUGUCAUCUCAGUUGGUUUGUAGACACGGUUCCCUGUGCAGAAAGAGCCAUGGUGGGAGAACGAACGCAGGGGAUGUCUCAGUAUCGGGCCUAAACAUGUUGGUCACCUGCAAAAAAUGAGGGGAAAGCCACAGGCCUGCUGGGGAAACUUGCUGAAUACAGCUACGGCUCUUUAACAACCAGUAAACAUUCAGGCUGGAAAAUCACCUCUCUGAAAAGUGCUUUUAUAUGUCUUUUGCAUGCACUGUGAUUUUUUAAAAGAAAGGGACAAACUCUAAUCACCGUUGUUCGGUCCUUUCAGGUUUUGUAACGAAACCAUACACCUAACUAAUGUCUCUAACUGCAUUUAUGACGAGGUCAACUGGAAUACACAGAAACCUCCAUUGCACUAAGUGGUGUUUGUAAUGAAAACCCAUAGAAUUGUUUUAUGCCUGCCUGUAAGCAUGGAAAGCCCUAACUAACCCUUAACGUCGUCAUUCAGCUGAGGAAGUGAAGUGUGAGAACAGAAGACUUGACAUUUAAGUGUUGAUGUUUACUGCAAAAAAUGUUUAAAAAAAUCCAUGCCACUGGUAUGCAAAAUUCAGAUUGUCAUAUUCAUCAUGAAAAAUGAAUUGCUUGAUUGCUUUUAGACUAACCCGGUAUUUUGGUAAAAGAUUUUAAGAAGAAACCCAUUGGUGGAUUGAGCGGCUUUAUUAUUUUUCAUAUGGUUAUCUGCUAAAAGAUUAUAUUAGUUUCUUCCAUUCUCGUACUGCUUUUCUUUAGCCAAUGUUUAUACAGAUGAAUUUAAAAGUUGUUGCUUUUUUUUUUUUUCCAAAAGCUACUUCCAUUCAGUGGUACGAUUAUUUUUUUUAACUAAACGAAAAUAAAAACUAUAUUUCUUAUGCA
Messenger RNA from Malaclemys terrapin pileata, 2736 nucleotides. It is a transcript of the gene EFHD2, whose product is annotated as EF-hand domain family member D2. The transcript has 4 exons. Gene Ontology annotation, molecular function: calcium ion binding. Bases 72 to 782 code for a protein of 236 amino acids. Lineage: Eukaryota; Metazoa; Chordata; Testudines; Emydidae. The record is from RefSeq and is a predicted model, not a curated record.